Molecule: messenger RNA, 6909 nt
Organism: Gambusia affinis (western mosquitofish)
Lineage: Eukaryota; Metazoa; Chordata; Actinopteri; Cyprinodontiformes; Poeciliidae
Gene: lrrc8ab
Product: leucine rich repeat containing 8 VRAC subunit Ab
Exons: 4
Coding region: 328-2715 (795 amino acids)
Molecular function (GO): protein binding
Source: RefSeq, a predicted model, not a curated record
CGAAAGUUGCAAAGAUGCCUUGGAUGGUGGCUAACUAGCAAGCGCAUAUUUUGUCAAUAAUAAAUAGUAUUAAAAUUUUAUGUUCGGUUCGAAUGUGGAUCACCAUUAGAAAUCUCCCAUUGAACUGGCAUGGGGAUGAAAAAGGAAAUGGCCCAUGAAGACUGUUGGCUACUGAGAGAAUGGCUGCUCCACCCGGGACAUCAUCAGCGGCUGGAACUCAGAUAACACCUCCAAACUGGCCAGUCUUUUAUUACCUUGGUGGACCUUGUGCUGCUUAAUCUAUCCACUGAUCCAAGUUGCUGCAUCUGACAUGCUGUUAGAUGAGCCAUGAUCCCCAUCACUGAGCUGCGGUACUUUGUGGACACACAGCCAGCAUACCGCAUCCUGAAACCAUGGUGGGAUGUGUUCACCGACUACAUCUCCAUUGUUAUGCUCAUGAUUUCGGUGUUUGGCGGCACUCUCCAGAUCACCCAGGACAAGAUGAUCUGCCUCCCCUGCAAGUGGAUCAUCAAUGAAACCUGUAAAAAGAACUUCAGCUCCACCCUGUCCACAUCCUUCCUAUUGGAGCCUAAAGGGAUCCAGUACAAUCUGGACCGCCAUCAGUACAAUUACGUUGAUGCAGUGUGCUAUGAAAAUAAGUUACACUGGUUCGCCAAGUACUUCCCCUACUUGGUAUUACUCCACACUCUUAUUUUUCUAGCCUGUAGCAACUUUUGGUUUAAAUUUCCUCGGACUAGCUCCAAACUAGAACACUUUGUGUCCAUCUUGCUUAAAUGUUUUGACUCUCCAUGGACAACCAGGGCACUGUCGGAGACGGUGGUCGAAGAAAGCGAUCCCAAACCAAUGAAGAUGAAUGGAUCGUUUGACCACAAGGAGUCUGUGAUAAGUGAGGAUGUAGAAGCAAGCGUUCCAAUGAUUCAGAAAACAAAGACGCGUUUUGAGCAAGGCAUCGUUGAUAGAACUGAAACAGGGGUUUUGGACAAGAAAGAAGGAGAACAAGCAAAAGCCCUGUUUGAAAAAGUAAAGAAGUUCCGUAUCCAUGUGGAAGAAGGAGACAUUGUGUACAGAUUAUACAUCCGUCAGACUAUCAUCAAAGUCAUCAAGUUUAUUUUAAUAAUCUGCUACACGGGGUAUUAUGUUCAAGACAUUCAGUUUAAUGUGGACUGCUCUGUGAAUAUAGAAAACCUGACUGGUUACAGAGUGUACCACUGUGCUCAUCCAUUGGCAACACUUUUUAAAAUCUUGGCAUGUUUCUACAUUUGCUUAGUGAUCGUGUAUGGACUAAUCUGCAUGUACACACUCUGCUGGAUGGUGCGGCGCUCUCUGAAGAAGUACUCCUUCGAAUCUAUCAGGGAAGAGAGCAGUUACAGCGAUAUACCCGACGUGAAGAAUGACUUUGCAUUUAUGUUGCACAUGAUAGACCAGUAUGAUCCUCUGUACUCCAAACGUUUCGCUGUGUUCCUCUCAGAAGUCAGUGAAAAUAAGCUGAGACAGCUCAACCUGAACAAUGAGUGGACUCUUGACAAGCUCAGGCAGAGGAUAACCAAGAACUCUCAGGAGAAGUUGGAGUUGCACCUUUUCAUGCUGAGCGGCAUUCCAGAUACAGUGUUCGAUCUGAUGGAGUUGGAGGUUCUCAAACUGGAGCUUAUCCCAGAUGUUACCAUCCCACCAAUCAUUGCGCAACUCGUCAACCUCAGAGAGAUGUGGCUCUAUCACACUCCGGCCAAAAUCGAAGCUCCCGCCUUGGCUUUUUUGCGAGAGAACCUCAAGUCUCUUCACAUCAAGUUCACCGACAUUAAAGAAAUUCCUUUAUGGAUUUACAGUUUGAAGAACCUCAGUGAGCUUCAUCUCACAGGGAACCUUAGUGCUGAGAAUAACCGAUAUAUUGUCAUCGAUGGGCUUCGCGAGCUCAAGAGGCUCAAAGUUCUCCGCCUGAAGAGCAAUCUCACCAAGCUACCUCAAGUUGUGACUGACGUGGGUUUACACCUCCAGAAGCUCUCUAUCAACAAUGAAGGCACCAAGCUGAUGGUGCUGAACAGCCUGAAAAAAAUGGUGAACCUCACCGAGCUGGAGCUCAUUCGCUGUGACCUGGAGCGCAUCCCCCACUCCAUCUUCAGUUUGCACAACCUACAGGAGAUUGAUCUGAAGGACAACAACCUAAAGACCAUUGAGGAAAUAAUCAGCUUCCAACACCUUCAUCGGCUGGUGUGCUUAAAGCUCUGGUACAACCAGAUUGCCUACAUUCCCAUUCAGAUUGGCACUCUGACCAACUUGGAAAAGCUGCAUCUGAACAGAAACAAGAUUGAAAAGAUUCCCAGUCAGCUGUUUUAUUGCCGGAAGCUACGAGUCUUGGACUUGAGCCACAACAACUUGACGUACAUUCCAACAGAUAUUGGUUACCUUCAGAAUCUACAGCACAUGGCAGUGACAGCCAACCGGAUCGAGACACUGCCAAAUGAGCUGUUCCAUUGCAAAAAGCUUCGCACCUUGAACCUGGGGAACAACUGCCUCCAGUCCCUUCCAUCACGCUUCGGAGAGCUGACCGCACUGACUCAGCUGGAGCUCAGAGGAAACCGUCUGGAGUGUUUGCCCGUGGAGCUGGGAGAGUGCAGGCUGCUGAAGAGAAGCGGUCUUGUGGUCGAAGAGGACCUCUUCAACACGCUGCCCACCGAGGCUAAGGAGCGGUUGUGGAAAGCUGACAAAGAACAAGCAUGAACUCGUUUGUGAGGAAACCAAACGAUACUGUGCGCUUUGGUCAGGAUACAGAGUGGAAGCCCAUGGUGUCCCUGAGGCACAGAGAACAGGAUGUGGUGCCGCUUCAGUGUAUUGCCAGUAAAGUUAGGUAUUAAACCAGUGCCAGUUUAGCAGACCAAAUGCUGACUCUGGCAUCUGCUGCUUGUUUUUUUAUUUCUCUUUUGUAAAACUUCCGAGGCCAGUGCCAUUAUGAUCUUGAUCUUUUGUUUACAGUAUCAUUUUGUGGUAUUAAUGGUUUAGAGAAAAAAAAUGUAAAAGAAAACUACUGGCCAACUGAACAUAUGCGGACUGCUCUGAAUUCCAAAAUAGGUCCCUAUUUAUACUUUUUUAAAAUAUCAUAUUUACUCUUGGGGGUUUAUAUGAACAUUCAAAGUUAAAUUGCCAACUUUACAAAGUAAACCCUUUUCUACAAGGUAUAGCAGUGUAUCUCUAUUACAACACUGAUGUUAACCUAAUUAUGACAUGGAUCAAAGUAUUUCUGCUCUGCAUUAUGGGCCAUGGUUCUCAGAUACCUGUGCUGGUUUGGUUGAUAAAGUCUUGAAAAUGAAACACAUUAGUGUUAACUGAAAGUGCUGUAGUCGGAUAUAAAGUUGCCUUUAGGGAAAUGUUGCUGGCAUUACUGCAGCAAAAUCACUGUGCAUGGUCAGACUUGGAUUGAGGUUUGAAAAUAAUUUGGAUUUUUGACCUCAUUCUGAAGCUAUUUGUGUUCACAUCUACAAGUUUAAGGAUAAAUCUUUCCACAAAAUGCUACUUAAAGAGGCAUCAUUAGGGAAUAUUUUGUACAACUAAGACUCAGGGCGUGUUGAAGGUUUUUUAGGUGGAGUGGAUCAAGUUCUGUUCAGUGUGCCGUGUUUGUAUUUUAAAAAGAAAAGAAAAACAAACUUCAAAUGUAAGUAGGCUUUCAACAAAAAUUGUUUAAAAAUUUGUGACUUUUGAAGUUGGAUUUAUUGGAGAGAAUGAGAACAUUAAGUAUCUUACUUGCUCAUGGUGCUGCUAACAUUUUAGAGAAGAAGCUUGGCUUAUUUAUUUGGGGUGACUUGUGUCCAGUAGGAAGAGUAGUUGUCUUGUAAUCCGAAAGUUGCGGUUUUGAUUCCAGGAUCUGCCACUUAAAUGUGCCCAAGGGCAACACACUUAACCACAAACACUUUGAGUAGAAGGUAUAACUUGAAAAGCACUGCAUAAAUUCAAUUCAAUUACAAUUAAGCUAACAUCCAUCAGGGCUGGGCCGAGAAAAUAUUUUGGGAAGAUCAGUAUUUUUUAGCAGUCUAUAAUGAUAUUUUAACCUUUGCACACUGUCACUUUUAUGAAAAACUUCCUUUACAUAAAAAGCCAUGGUAAGUGGCCCGGUGUUUUUGUGGCCUGUUGCCUGUUGCAUUGUUGGUGAAACAUUUUGCAAACUAGUUCUGUGGAUCAAGAUUCCUAGUUAAAUAGCAUUUUAAUGCAAAGAAGGGCACAGUCUAAUUUCUAAAUUUGAGUUUGUAUAAAUCAUUAACAUUGUUUAACUGCUCACGGCUAGUCAAACAUAUAUUUCAAUUCUAGUUAUUCAGACAAUAUUUAACCAUUUGUUGAGAAAGAUUUUUUUAAACCACUAAGUUGGUUAAUUUAUUUUAAGGAAACAAAAAAUUAAGAUCAGAUUUAACUGCUUGAAAAACUGAGUUGUUACAAUACAAAACUUAUCACGUCUCUCAAAACUGUUUAAAGUUCCUGAUAUGAGCUUCAUAUCUUUUUUACCAUAUAAUAUGUUUCCCCUUGGAAAAUCCUGACAAACCUCAUGAUGUAAAUGCAGUUUUGCACAGAUUUAGAGAAAAUGUCAUUUUUAAAUGAAAUGUUUGAAGAUAUAAUAUCAUUAGAUUCACUGAAGUCAGUUAAUGGGGUGAUUUUUCCUUUUUUUUUAACCUAUGCAAAUUUCUCAUGAUUUGAAAUUAAAUUAAAGUCAAUUAAUUUUUUUAACAAAACAUUACAAUUUAUUAAUUAAAAGUGGAGAAAGAAAGGAAGAAAACAUUGCUUCAAAUGAAUUAAUAAAGAAAUUGUAGAAUGAGCUGUUCUUAACAGUCAGGGUUUGUCUUUGUGUGGUUUGGUGUUAUGUAGUAUUUAAGUAUCUACAGCAGGCCACAAUGACAUAUUUAUGGUAUAAUCAAGAGUAAAAUACUAUGGCUUAAUAUUAUUAUGGUAUUAAUACAAACCUUUAAACAAAAAGUUCUCAGCAUGAUUGCUUUUAUUUAAAACGUUCUCCAGACAGUUUGAGGUUUGCAUGAAAGAGUUACCUUAGUAAGAGUGAUUGGGGCUCAUCUUUAGUCCCCACAUGUUGACCUUGACCUUUUGUGUUUUUUGUGGCCAUUAAUAUGAGAGAACGGUAAUUUUUAUUUUUAUUUUUUUCUGCAAGCAUUAAAUAAUGUAGGAGCAAUCUAUCAUCCAAUUGGAGAAAAACUGCAAUCAUUUUUAUAUUCACUAGCAUAAAUGACUUACGGUAGAUGACUGCUCCUAGGACUGACUCUUGAAAGCUUUUCUGUACCUUGAUACCAUCACACAGGCCCAGUCCUGAUUCAUACAGAUAGAAUUAGGACAGAUAGAAGUUUUGUUUUAUGUCACCCUUUAGUCCAAAUAUUUAUUUUUAGUCAUCACCACUCCAUUUAUUUUCUUAUAUAAGGGGAUACUCCUCUUUGUGUUGCUCUUCUGUGUAACUCAUGUCAUUUUUACUCAUUCAACAAUAACUACAUUUGGCACCAGUAGUUACUUUUGCAGCUAAACUACUGUAGACAUUUUCCUAAUAUUGUAUUUUUGCUUUGUUACAAUACCGGUCAUAACUUUAUUUUCAUAUAAGCUAACAAGUAAAGGUUUGGAAAUCUAACUUGAGCAUGUUGACCUAAAAUGUGCAAAAUUCAUUUAUUGUUCACUUUUUUUGUCACAUGGAUGUUUAUUUACCCAAUUAUGUUGUUUUAAUUUAAAGUUUUUUUUCUCAACUGUUGUAAGUGUUCAAAUUGAAGUAAAAAGUGUUUUAUUUUAUGUUUGAAGGUCACUUUUCUAGGGUUUCUAAUAUUAAAACAAGAAAAAAGCCUUUGUUGUUAUUUGGUGUAUUAUGAAGUGAUGCUAUCAGGGAAGACUGUUUUUCUUCCCUGAAUAAAAGUGUGGAAAAAACACUCAGACAAGUAGCAGUCUACACUAUUUUAACUCUGCUGAGAAGUAUGAAACAUAUUUUUAAGCCACGUGCAUCUAAUUCAGUAGCAUGUGUAGUUAUGAUAAAUUGUGCAAUAUUGCCUUCAUUUAAACAAAAUGUGGGUUUUACAGGUUUGGUGGCAUCAGCAUCCUUUUUGAUGCACAGUUUUUUUACUACAGGGAUUUAAAAUAUUGUAGGUGAAGUAGGUCAUUUAAAAUUAUGUUUUUCUGGAGAAUGCUUUUGCACUCUAGCACCUUUUCCCACAAUGUUACACUUUGCAAAUGCAAUAAUGGCACAAAACUACCAUAUGAGAUGCAUUGUGUGUGUUCGUCUUGCUCUUGGGUGAUUGCAUACCAUGAAAACAAAGUGUGUAAAUUAGGAUUUAUUAUCUUUAAAACAUACUCUUCUGUAAGGUAUGUCCGAAACCUGUUGGACAUAGUCCUCUUACUAAGACAAUCAACAUUUUUGACCAAGUGUAAAAUAAAAAGUGAAGUUGUAGUGAGUAAACAUUUCCCAUUGUUUGCUUGGAUAGUUAUUUGUGUAUAGACCGUGUUUGUCUCAUUCUCUUUUUUUAAACUGCUUUUUAAACUUUUCUUCUAUUAUGUCAGGUGUUAUAUUGAAAUAGUUUCUCAGGAAUCCAGCUAGAACUCUUCUUUUUUCUAUUGGUUGCCUAUUGUUUUUUUUUGUUUUUGUUUUUCUUUUUUUGUAAUAUACAUGAUUUUUGUUUAGAUCUGAACUGUUAGGAACAUUUUAUGUGCUGUUUUUAUUAUUUUUAAAAGAUGUUUUGAAAAAAUAAAAUCCUUGGCUUAAUAAUGAACUAAAAUUUUACCAUUGAUCAUGUAUAAACUAGCUACUUUUUAGAUGUGUUGUAUUACAAAGGACAAGUCUGUGUGUUUGAACUAUAGGGCUUUCUUCAUGCUGUUGUUCAUGAUAGUUCUUUUUUUUAUGGGUACAAAAAUCAUCAUCAGUGUUUCUCUUUUCCAAUAAAAUGUGCUCAUUCA